This is a messenger RNA of Notolabrus celidotus (New Zealand spotty), 1986 nucleotides long. Its product is annotated as phospholipid phosphatase 3-like. Gene Ontology annotation, biological process: phospholipid dephosphorylation; phospholipid metabolic process; signal transduction. The record is from RefSeq and is a predicted model, not a curated record. The transcript is spliced from 6 exons. The coding region runs from base 242 to 1228 and encodes 328 amino acids. Gene Ontology annotation, molecular function: phosphatidate phosphatase activity. Lineage: Eukaryota; Metazoa; Chordata; Actinopteri; Labriformes; Labridae.
CUUGAAGGUGACGGACGCGCAGCAGCGAGUCAGGACGAGUCCUACAGACAACAUGAUGACACUCAAAAUGAGAAAAAAUUUGCAUGCACUUUGUCAGAGCGCAUAUUAAAUACAGUGGAAACCUGUGGAUUUCCCUGCAGUCGCCACGCAGCUCCGCACAUGAGUAGUUCAGGAGCGCUCCCAACUUUCUGAUGCCAUCAAGUUUUGUCCUCCAAACUCCAAACACGCGCAGACAGCCUUUAUGUUGGAUAAGUGUGGCUCACACAACGCCGGGGUUCCGGUCUCCAGCGCGGACCUGCAGCUGAAACUGACCGAGCACAAGAGCAGCCUGGCCGCAGCAGGGAUGGGGAUGGAGAGCGGAGCAGGGAAGAAACUCAUAGAGAUAACAGGACCAGCUUUAUCCAAGAAGAAACUUCUGGUGGGCUUGGACCUCCUCUGUCUCUUCCUCGCUUCCAUCCCGUUCUUCGCGUGUGAGCUGAAGGCGGUGAGCCCGUACAAGAGGGGCUUCAUGUGUGGGGACCCAAGCAUCACCUACCCCUACCUGCACCAAGAGGCCAUAUCUGACGAGCUACUCAUUGCUGGUGGCAUCAUCAUCACAGGUGUCACUAUCGCCCUCGGGGAGUGUUACCGGGUCCGUUUUCGUAGCGUGAGCUCCAAGGCCUUCAUCAGGAACCUCUAUGUGUCGUGUCUCUACAAGGAGCUGGGCUGCUUCCUGUUCGGCUGCUGCGUCGGCCAGUCGCUCACCAACAUGGCCAAGCUGAGCGUUGGGCGGCUGCGACCUCACUUCCUGUAUGUGUGCGGGGUCACGUAUGCAUCGCUUAACUGCACGCCUGGAACGUACGUUGCAACAGUGAGCUGCCGCCAGCCCGACCACCGGCUGGAGGAGGAGGCCAGGAAGUCCUUCUUCUCGGGCCACGCCUCGUUCGCCAUGUACACAUUGCUCUAUUUAGCAUUUUACCUUCAGGCACGGUUCACAUGGCGAGGGGCUCGACUGCUGAGACCGGCGCUGCAGUUCUUCCUGGUUCUUCUCGCGGUCUACACAGGUCUAACCCGCAUCUCAGACUACAGGCACCACCCGUCCGACGUGAUAACAGGCUACGUUCAGGGCGCGCUCACUGCUUACUGGGUGGCCUUCCACAUCUCGUCCAUGUUUAAAAGCUCAUGCUCAGAUCUGUCACCGAGUGAGACCCCGGACAGCCCCCUGUCCCCUCACCACACUGUCUGCUAGACCUCCAACCACCCACACCUGCAUGGACCGACAGCAUCCAGCUCCUGCGUGUUGUCUGGUUUGGAUAGAAAAGAGAUUUGAAGUAUGUGAAACCAUUUCCUGUGAACCUCAUACCUCCGCUUUCAAACAGAGAGAGAGAGAGAGAGAGAUUUUGAAAGGGACUCAGAAGAGGACAAACUUGGAGAAAGGGAGAGUCAGGGAGCGGUCUGAGCUCUCAACACCUUGGGACUGACCUGAGCUUUAUACGAGACACACACCUGAGAGAGAAGACGAGUGAACCCUGCGAACAACCACUACACCCCACCACUCUGAACAUGGCCUGUAAAUAUAUACAGAUUUUGUACAUCUUGAAUGACACUGUAAAAGCACUUUUUUCUCUAUGUUAGUAUAAAUAACCACUUUUUUUUUUAGAUAUAUGUAAUAUAUUUUAUACAAACGUAAUAUAACCUGUAGCUAUGUUUCUAUUUUACACAAACCCUGUGAAUGUAACGGUCACGAAGGAAAGCACAAAGUAGUGAAUGUCCCAAAUGUGUUGCAGCAUUAAGUUGUAGUUGGAAUGUGUCUGUCCGUCUGUUUGCAAAGUUUAAAUAGCUCAUAAAUUACAGAAUGGUCAUAAAAGUCUAGACUAGAUAUUUAAUCCUAAUGUUUCAGAAGUAGAGAGGCGAGUAUUAUUCUGACUUGUUGUAAUUCUAAUGUACGUAGACCUCUCUGCAGUGAGAGAGCACACAGAUAAUUAAAUAAAUAUGCAUUUUUUAAAA